CGUGAUUGCAUUUGCCCCAAGAAUCAGUUUCUUUUAGGGAUUGUACUUGGUUUGUCCUAUAGCCAUGGAAAGAGACAUGGAAAGAGACACGGAGCUGGCCUAUCUCCUACAGCCACCAAUAGAAGUAGUCCUGGAGCGUCUGUCCCCAUACCCGCUGCCUCUAAGACUCUUCGCCGUAAAAGAGUCCGUGGUGGUCUUACCACCACCCAGAGACCUCACAGGAUUUAGACUUUUCAUCAACUCCUUUUCGAGUCCAAAACCAGGAAGUCUAGACUUCGAAGUGGAAAUACAACCCAGGUACUACAGAAACGGAGAAUGCAUCCUUGCGAGCUGCACUCCGAACCUGGCAGAAAGGAGACUCCCUCAGAGCCCUCUGUUGCCCCUUCACCCUAGUCUGGAAGAAAUGAAGCUCUUAAUGUGGAAUGUGAGAGGUACAGGUAGCUCUGCAUUUCGUGACCAUCUCCUUCAACACAUUAACACUCACAAACCUGGCAUUGUCACGGUAGUGGAAACUAGAUUAAGUGGAAGCAGGGCUGUAGAAGUUUGUGAAAGCCUCCCGUUCACCAACUUCCGGAUCCAAGAUGCAAAUACCUUCAAGGGUGACUGUGGCUCCUGUGGAACGGGGUUGAGGUCAACGUCGAACCUAUCUCCAACACUUUCCAAGCCAUCCAUGCAAACAUUAAGGCACGUUCUCUCUAAUUUCCAGCAAGUGCAAGUAAAGCACAUCUACAGAGAGGCGAAUAAAGGAGCAGAUGCACUAGCAAAGUUGGGUGAAAAACUUUUGUGUCCCUUUUCACUACUAGAUUCUUGUCCUCUCAGUUUAGGAUCUAUUUUGUCUGAUGAUUUGAGGGGAAUUUGUUUCCCCAGAUACAUUGCUAAGUUGUAACCUUUCCUUUUUAUUUUAUGCAAGUCUUUCCUACCAAAAAAAAACUUGGUUUGAAUUUA
Molecule: messenger RNA, 945 nt
Organism: Coffea arabica (coffee)
Lineage: Eukaryota; Viridiplantae; Streptophyta; Magnoliopsida; Gentianales; Rubiaceae
Source: RefSeq, a predicted model, not a curated record